This is a messenger RNA of Caenorhabditis elegans, 763 nucleotides long. RefSeq names its product ShKT domain-containing protein (gene F41G3.10). The coding region runs from base 8 to 691 and encodes 227 amino acids. The record is from RefSeq and is marked reviewed. The transcript has 4 exons. NCBI's taxonomy places the organism in Eukaryota, Metazoa, Nematoda, Chromadorea, Rhabditida, Rhabditidae.
AGUAAUAAUGCUGUUCCAACUUCUGAUUGUUGCUGCUUCUAUCGGGAUUUCGGUUCAACAACUAGGAUGCAACUCCGUACCAAUGCCGGAUCUUAAUGGAGCUUGCCCACCAGGAACCACACUCAUUGCUGGAAGUGGUUGUUGCCCUGAUGGAGACGUUUUCACAAUCACCACAACAUCUACAGCAGCAGCUGCUGUCACAACCACCAGAACUUCAGUGACUUCAGGAACAUGUGUUGAUUUGACCAAUCCAAGCACAGGAACCAGCGACUGUACUAGAAUGGCAUCAUACUGUUUCAACAGCUUCUAUCUCACCCUAAUGAGACAACAGUGCCCAAGAACUUGUGGAUAUUGUACUGGAACUGCUACCACAACCAGAACCUCAACUACUUGUGUCGAUUUGACAAACCCAACCACAGGAGUCAGUGACUGCACAAGAAUGGCUUCUUAUUGUAAUAAUUCGGCUUAUAUCACCUUAAUGAGACAACAAUGUCCAAGAACCUGCGGAUACUGCUCUGGAUCAGGAGUAGUCACUACUACUCGUACUAGUACAACUUGUGCUGACUUGGUCAACCCAAAUACAGGAACAAGCGAUUGUACAGCUAUGCGUUCUUAUUGCAACAACUCAGCAUAUGCCACUUUGAUGAGACAACAAUGUCCAAGAACCUGUGGAUAUUGUACUUCUGGCUAAAAAAAUUACUGCGAACGACGUAGUCAAGCUCAAAAGCUAAAACACGUAGUCUCAAUAAAUAAUUUUGAAGAA